Molecule: messenger RNA, 1733 nt
Organism: Coniophora puteana RWD-64-598 SS2
Lineage: Eukaryota; Fungi; Basidiomycota; Agaricomycetes; Boletales; Coniophoraceae
Exons: 10
Coding region: 56-1651 (531 amino acids)
Biological process (GO): phenylalanyl-tRNA aminoacylation
Cellular component (GO): cytoplasm; phenylalanine-tRNA ligase complex; cytosol
Molecular function (GO): phenylalanine-tRNA ligase activity; tRNA binding; ATP binding
Source: RefSeq, a predicted model, not a curated record
CACGGCUCGACACAGACUGUAAAGUCCGCCUCGCUGCGUGUAGCAUCAGAUCGCGAUGGCAGAAGCUAUUCAACAGCUUAUUCUCGAUAUUCUUGAAAAACACUCGAGCAUCAAAGAUACGCGCCAGCUCACUCUUCCCGGUCAGUCAAGUCAAGCCGCGUCCCAAGAUGAACAGAUAGCUAUCCUCGGCGCGCUCAAUUCUCUCCUGAGUCGUGAAAUGAUCACCUAUGAGACUCAUGAAACGCUCUCCCAUGCUUUGACGGAGGAAGGUGCCCAGCUUUCUCUGACAGGGUCGCACGAAGCACGCGUAUGGGCAGCGCUUCCAGAAAGGGGUGCUGGCGAGCCUGUUGCACCUCAACAACUCAAGACUCUCGUGGGCGAUGAGACCGCUAAAGUAGGUCAGGGAAGGGCGUUUAAGGCUGGAUGGAUCGCGAAGGAGGGUGGCGGUCUCGUCAAGGCGGUGUCUGAAAUCAAGGAUACCACGCAACUAGAGCUGAGGGAUGUUGACUCUACUGGUACACUUGAAGCCGGAGAGAAGUCAUUGGCCGAUCUCCGGAAACGCAAACUGAUCACACAAAGAAAAGGCCAAUGGUUCACCGUCCACAAAGGCCCGGGCUUCAGCACAUCUAUAGCCAAACCAGAGACAGACCUCACCGUUGAGAUGCUUUCAUCAGGUUCAUGGAAAACAUCUACUUUCAAGAAGUACAACUUCGAAGCUGAUGGGAUACCCACAAACGGUGGAGCACUGCAUCCGCUCCUGAAGGUGCGAGAUGAAAUUAGGAAUAUCUUCCUUGAGAUGGGCUUCGAAGAAAUGCCAACUGAUACUUUCGUUGAAUCUGGGUUCUGGUGUUUCGACGCUCUGUUCGUCCCACAACAACAUCCGGCGCGUGAAGUGCAAGAUACCUUCUACCUUUCAGAUCCGACAACCUCUCUUGAUCCUCCCAAAGACUACUAUGAGCGUGUCUCGGCAGUUCACUCCAAGGGAGGAUACGGAUCGACGGGCUAUCGCGCCCCUUGGUCACACGAAGAGUCACGCAAGCUGCUUCUUCGAACACAUACGACCGCAUCCAGCGCUUCGAUGCUGUACAAGCUCGCCGCUCUCUGCCGUGGCGAGAAGGUCUCUGAUGAUGUACUGAACUCAGACAUUGGUGGACCAGCACCAACCGGCGACGGAAGUGGCGACAAGGGCGAUGGCUUCCGACCCGCAAAACUGUUCAGUAUCGACCGCGUGUUCAGAAAUGAAACACUGGACGCCACACACCUCGCUGAAUUUCACCAGGUCGAGGGUGUCGUCGCUGACAGGAACCUGACACUUGCUGAUCUGAUUGGGUUCAUGCGAGUCUUCUUCAAGAAGAUGGGUCUUGAGAAUCUUAGGUUCAAACCUGCAUACAACCCAUAUACCGAGCCUUCACUUGAGAUUUUCGCCUUCCACCCUGAUUUAAACAAAUGGGUUGAAAUUGGAAACAGUGGAAUGUUUCGCCCUGAGAUGCUUGAGCCUAUGGGUUUCCCGAAGGAUGUUCGUGUGCAUGGUUGGGGUAUUGGUCUUGAACGGCCUACGAUGAUUCGGUAUGGCAUCAACAAUAUCCGUACAUUAGUCGGGCACAAGACGAGCAUCGAUGAGAUUGAGCGCUACCCCGCUGUUAGGUUCUAGGGGCCUUGCGUAUGUAGCUGUGCGAGAUAGAAGUAGGUUCAAUGCGCAUGUAUUACAAUACCUGUAUAAUUUGUCGAGUCGA